Cyclospora cayetanensis is the source of this 1104-nucleotide messenger RNA. Its product is annotated as dynein assembly factor 3, axonemal homolog. Lineage: Eukaryota; Apicomplexa; Conoidasida; Eucoccidiorida; Eimeriidae. Bases 1 to 1104 code for a protein of 367 amino acids. The record is from RefSeq and is a predicted model, not a curated record. The transcript is spliced from 6 exons.
AUGUCUACGCACGGGAUUUCUACAACACCAGUGGAGGCGCAAGCCGUUUUGGCAUGCGCAGAUUCAGCAGAUGCGGCACUUGUGCCCGCCGUUGCACCCGAUACUGCCACGCUUCAGACAGCAGGAAAUUGUGCAGCAGGGACUGCUUCUGACUUAGAAAUUCUCUCGGAGAGCGCAGCGUGCAAAUCACCUGCUGCUUCCAAGGAUGCAACGGACCAUAUACCCCAGGAAGAGCAUGCCGCUGGAGCUGGUGUUAGUGCUGGUGCGAUGGCUCUUAGAGGGGCAGUGGACACGCCAAAGCUGUGGGGUGGGAAGCCUUCGAAUAUUCCAUCUGCGGAUGCAGAGACGAUGGUUGCAGCAGCAGCAGCACCAGUCGCUUUACCGAAGCCUCUAAAUGCUUUUGCUGGCGCGAGGAAAUCGGCAGCACUGACAGCACUUGCUGCGGAAGAUCAGCAUGCAGCAGCAGCAGCGGCAGCAGCAGCAGCAUCACGACACGGCAGCAGCAGCAGCAGCAGCCGCGGCAGCACAGCAGACACUGCAGCAACAGCAGCAGCAGCAGCAGCAGCAGCGGCAGCCACCUCAGUGGCAACAAAAGGUUCCGAACUACUGCGUGCCCGCGUUUUCCUUUGCAAAGAGGGCAAGGAGGUAGAGCGCCACAAAUGGAAUCUCCUUGGUGACCUGGCUGCCGCAAGAGCAGCAAAAGCUAAAUUAAGCAAGAAGCUGCAAGCACUUAAAGCUCUCCCAGGAGCACUGGAGACCCUCAAGGCGUCUAUUGGGCAAAGGCUUCAGGCACUCGAGUUGCCUGCCUUACUAACGGCCUUCGGAGAAGAUGUAGCUUGUCCUUUUGUUUUCCCUCAGCUACACCAGUUUCCUGGUACGUGGCCCCCUGUUCUGACAGACACGGUGUACAAGCAGACAGUAGAUUUCGUUGCUGGGUUGAAGGCAAGCAGGUGCAGCACCGUGGGAGCCCCCAGCAACAAGGCACGUGGCCAGGGCAGCCUGAGGGACGCACUGCAAGUAGCAAUCGGGCUUCAUCCUGAUGUACUUUAUCUCAUUGCGCAUACAGCACCGGGUCAGAUACUUGGCUCCUCUUGCUAUUGCUGA